AUGGCGUAUCGUAGACGUUAUCACAUCGUCAGAUUCACUGACGAAAAUGGGGAGACAAAGGAAGAAAUACUCACAAUUCAUUCACCGUCCUCUCAUCAGGAGGAUCUGAACGACUCAGGUAUCGAAAAUCGUACAACCGAUUCGCACUCCCCAUCUACAUCGUUGGAUUUCUCGCCAAGAAGUGACUCCAAGCUUACGUCUGAUCCGAUCUCACCAAAACCCACCACUUACACAACGGAGGCCUCAGUGCAUCGUGCUGAACAACCGCCUGACUACGCUCCACCACCACCACCGCCAACAGCACCGUCGGAAUCGCUCGAUCAGGUAGUGAUUCCUCUAAGCGUCUCACGAUCAGUCACGGCGAUCCCGUCGAAGCCAGACGACGACGAGUAUCCGCCUCCACCACUCCAUCUUCGAAGGCAUCAGUUCGGUGGUGAUCGAAGUGUCCAGGUGAGCUAUUUCAAUCUGUUACUCUCUGAAGUGAUUCCAACCCUCCUCUGUGACGAGAGGCAACCAGAGGAGGGAUGA
Cooperia oncophora is the source of this 528-nucleotide messenger RNA. NCBI's taxonomy places the organism in Eukaryota, Metazoa, Nematoda, Chromadorea, Rhabditida, Trichostrongylidae. The record is from the annotation of a GenBank genome assembly.